Messenger RNA from Octopus bimaculoides (California two-spot octopus), 6164 nucleotides. Its product is annotated as monocarboxylate transporter 9. Lineage: Eukaryota; Metazoa; Mollusca; Cephalopoda; Octopoda; Octopodidae. Gene Ontology annotation, biological process: monocarboxylic acid transport; transmembrane transport. The record is from RefSeq and is a predicted model, not a curated record. Gene Ontology annotation, molecular function: monocarboxylic acid transmembrane transporter activity.
AGAAGAAGAAGAAGAAGAAGAAGAAGAAGAAGAAGAAGAAGAAGAAGAAGAAGAAGAAGACGGGAGUGAUAUUAGCCAGUAGUAAAGGUUGUUUGUGGAAUCUGCUUUAAUGGUCAAGUGGCCUUACGGUGACCUGUUGUGGUUAUAGUCUGUUAUAAAUAAAUUCGUGGGUAGCGACUAUUCUAAAUAUAUUUAUCGUGGGUAUUAUUCCAAGAUCCCUGUAGUAAUGUCAUCUAUAGUAAAAGCAUUCAAAAGAGGUUUAUAUUUUGCGAUAAAAUAUGAUUCUUUGCUAAUGCGCUGGGAGAUUGAGUGACACACGACAAAGAAGUAAUACCCCAACACACACACAACAGCAAAGUAAUAAGAAAUCACUACCCACAGGAUAGACAUUACAACCUCUCCCUCACCAUAAGGAGAUAGCAACGUAAUUUUUGUUCCAACAGUCCACUUAACAACCAUGCACAACUAACCCAUACAACACGAAAUAAUUACCAACGACGGUCCUCUAAAGCACCACAUCCGAACAUGAAAUAUAGGAACACACUGUUCAACCCCCAUCCAAGAACCUGCACCAGAAAUCACAGCAGGGAACUACACAAUAAGAGAGGACAACUAGAUAACAGCUACCGUCCCAACCACCUCAGUCAUUUUUUAGACCCAGUACACAGAUAUAGCACCAGACAUACAGGAAUAACCAAAAGUGAUAAAAGUCGUCAAUGUAACACCUAAAGAACUAUCACCAGACCAAAUCAACAUACUCUCCAAAGGGCUCAAAUUUAUACCACCACCACCAACACCACCAACACCACCAACACCCAACGUCCAAACUACAACGAAAUGAAAGACGUCGCGGAAGAUUACGACUCGCCGAGGAACUAUACGACAAACACAACGAGGACGAAUCGUUAGCCAGAAAUAGAACUACACCCCAUCAAAAAUCUUUUGAGGAUGGGAAUGAAAUCGAGAGACUAGAUGGAAUUACAAGCUGUUGAGGAGCGGCCAAAAGAAGUAAAAAGCAAAGAGCCUAUAAAAAAGAAGACCUGAAAGAGCCAAGAAGAGAAGUAUAUACUCUACGAAAUCUUUCAACUUUACAGUGGGCCUAAAGAGCGCAAUCCAUUAUAAAAGCGGGAGGGUAACGGACCAAAUUAAUAUGUUGCGUACAAGAUACUCCGAAAUGACAGACUCUUGGUAAAAACCCCGCUGACAAUUAAUGAACAUGUGAAUAAUUAUGCAUCAAACGCAAGGUUUUCCAUAGCAUGGCUGACUCAAAAAUUACUCACUGGCACUGUUGCAAUGCGAGGAAUAGGUGAAGAAGGACUGUCCAAGCAUGAAAUUGUCUAAUCUACCUUAGCAGGAUUAGACGUCUAAAGAAAUCUGACCGUUCGGCUCCUGUUGGAGCAGAAACUGCCACUAAUCUGAAGGUUCCUGUUGGAGAAUAGACUGCCACUAGUCUGAAGGUUCCUGUUGGAGCAUAUACUGCCACUAGUCUGAAGGCUCCACUGUUGCCUUCCUUGUUUGCUAACGUCCAAAACCACCAUCCUCGUACUCGUGUAUGAUUCCAAGAAGAACUUCCGAAAACUAUCUCUUCAAUAACUGCAUCGAAUAUUUGAAAAAUCAACCAUGAAAAGUCUAUCCACAAGUCUUAGGAGCAUCCAGUCGCCAAUGUACAUCCAUUCUCCCGACGGCGGCUGGGGUUGGGUUGUUUGUCUCAGUUCUUUCGGAAUAAACUUCAUUUUAGACGGCACUUUGUUCUGCUUCGGCAUUCUCUAUAUGGAUCUUUUGAAAUAUUUUGAUGGAAGUCCUGCUCAGAUAGCUUGUGUUGGAUCAACUUUAACUGGAAUGCACAUGAUGAUAGGUCCUGUAGUUAGUCUGUUGUUGAUGCGAUUCAGCCACAGAUAUGUUGCCAUCUUAGGUGGAUUUUUUGCUGGAUUGGCGCUUGCUAUAAGUACGUGGGUGGAGAGCGUUGAGUUGUUGAUUUUAAUCUACGGUGUGUGUGGAGGGAUUGGUUUUGGAAUGGUGUUCAUUACAUCGAAUAUAUGUUUGAGUCUAUAUUUCGAGAAGAAACGAGCAUUGGCGACAGGUCUAGCAUCAAGCGGUGCUGGAUUAGGUACCUUUUGUUAUCCAUACUUAUCCGAAUGGCUAUUGUCUAUGUAUGGUUGGAAAGGUACGGUGCUCAUCCUUGGUGGUUGUGCGCUGAAUUGUCUUGUGUGUGGGUCUGUUUUUAGACCUCUUUGCUGGUCAUCGAGAUCUGAUUUGUCAUCUCUCCGGACUGAAUACACAAAUGGAGAUGACCACAACGAGGAUUCUGAUUCUGUAAUGAGUGAUGCGGAAGAGCCGACAAAAAACAAUUUGCUUGACUUUAAAAUAAAAAUUGUCAACUUGCCAGUGAGCAACAUAAAAUCUAGUUAUACACAUAGUUGCCAUCAACUGAGCCACGGGAUUUCUGGUUGGUUGACACCUAACAGUUUGAGUGUGAUGGACGUUAACAAAUCCAAAAUUAGGAGCCUACACGAUAUCAAUACAUCAGUGGAACUUAAGCACACGGGACCACGUCGGCGGCUUUCGACAACACAUUUCAAUCCGUUGAUUAAACAAGACAUCUAUUACAGUGGCAGUGUUACCACUUUGAGACAAGAUACUUUAGACCAUAGACGCUAUUCAGAUCUAAGUGAAAAAUCCGGCAACCAGAAACUUCAGUUCAACGAUGCCAUGUCCACGUUUAGUGAAGGAAGCCGGUGCUGCCAGGGUAACAUAUUGCGCCAUGUCUUCAACUUCGCGCUCCUCAAGAAUAAAGUAUUCGUGGCCUUAUUAACAGCAUUUACUCUUGCAUCAAUGCAGUCGAUCGCCAUGAUGUUCCUUCCUAAUUAUGGAAUGCAUAAAGGUCUUAGUCUGACACAAAGUGCCACAUUGAUAUCGGUAAUUGGGAUCACGAACACUAUAGGCCGAAUUUUGAUUGGUUUAAUGACUUAUUCCUUCGAUGUUCCCAGCAUUUAUUCGUUUACUUUCUCCCUACUUAUAUCUGGACUUAUCUCUUUUGCCUUCAUUUUUUGUGACACUUUCGCCAGUCUCAUUGUAUGCAGUGGCGUGUUCGGCCUUUGUAUGGCUGUAAUUGUCUCUCUCCGAACUAUCGUACUUGCUGAUCACUUAGGAAUUGAAAACCUCACCCACGCGUUCGGCGUUGUGGCCUUAUUUCAAGGCAUAGGCUUCACAGUCAGCCCACCACUAGCAGGUUUUUUGUACGAAGUGUACGAAAGUUAUACGAUUCUCUUCUGCGUUGUUGGCACGUGUUACGUGACAGCUUCUGUAUGUUCGUUCGCUCUCUGUCUUCAAGUAUGUUGUAACAGGAAGAAACGUUCCCGGAGAGAGUCACUUAAAAUUCCAAGCCACGAUAGUGACGAAGAAAGUGAAGUCAAUGCCGAGAUCAUUUCUGUCAGAGAAAUCGAUGACGAGGAAUACGUAACAAAAGAAGUGGCGAACUACUCCUGAAAAUGCUUAAAAGCCCAAAAAAAAUAAUAAAAUCAUCUUACCAUUUACGUUAAUAUAAACUGAAAACAUAAGCACUGUAUAUAUAUAUAUAUAUAUGUAUGUAUGUAUAUGUAUAUAUGCAUUACGAUGUACGGACGAGAGAAAGUAGAGUUUAUUCGUUCGAAUCCUGAUGAUGCCUUCUGUUGUUUGUUACUCAAAGUGUCUCGCUGUGUCAGCGUGACACCCCUGAGUAGAGAUGGAGUGACUCAGCAGUUUAGGUUGAAUGUGUAUUUGUGUAAGUGAGUGUAUGUGUGUUUGUGUGUGUAAUCAUAUGUAUGUGUGCUUCUUUGUUUGGUGAGUAUGUCUGGGUUCACACAUACACAAGCUCGAUCAUUACAAUUUGAAGAUGAAUAUAUAGAUGUACAUUUUUUUUUUUAAAGCAAGAAAAGAGAAGAAAAUAGGAGAAUAUUCUUUAUAUAUCUUGGGUCUAUAUCCCAUCAGAAUUAGGACAUUCAAAUGAAUGCAUUCGGGAAUAUUUCUUUUUAAUUUAAUAUGAUUCACGAGAAAAGGCUGGUUUCCAACUUACAUCAUGUUUUAUAAAAGGAACCAGUUUACUUGUUUAAAAAGAAAAAUAUUUUAACAGUUUCGUAUUGACCAUCCAAGAAAAGACAAUGAAAUAUUUUAUUCUUAUUUUAACACCGCUCUUCCAAUUUACUAGAAAAUAUUUUUUACCUUUUGCUUUAAAUGAACAGUUUUUAUAUAUAUACACUUUUUGAAAGACUGAUACCUCCAGCUGAUAAAAAAUAUAAUAAUGGUGCUUCAUAUAUAUAUAUAUAAUCUUAAAAGCAGCUGUUACUUGAAACUGCAAAUAUUUAGCUCAUUUACCACCACCACCAUCACAACCACCGCUAUCACCUGGACAAUCAUCAGGAAUAAUAAAGGUGACCAUCCGGUAGAAUCAGUAGAGCGGUGAGUCAAAAUGUCUUGCGGGAUUUAGUUUUGGAUUCUGGGCUCAAGUUUCAUCAUAGUCGACUGUCUUUUAUCCUGCCUUGUGGGUUGGAGAGGGCUCGGUUUAAAAGGGGUGAGUCAUACACUGUCGUUUGACUCAAUUUCUUUCGAUGAUUGUCUGGCUAUGUCAGAAAAUAUUGCUUCACUUCUUACGUUGAUACAAGGCCACAAAUUUGUGAGAGACAUUUAUAAUCGAUUGAAUCGGCCUCAUUUUAUGACUGAUAUUUAUUUUAGCAAUUCCAAAGGAAUGAAAGCACAAACUGAUCCUCGCACAGUUUGAACUUAAAAUGUUUGAGAGGACCAAAACUAAUACUGAUUUUUAAGAUAGGCACAAGGCUUCAAAUGUUAGAGCCGAUGCAACGGACAAUACGCCUGCCUUACAAAUUUUGUGGCUUUGUGCAAAUGUAAGCUCUCAAAAGUUUUCUGGGCGUAACUGCAACAGCUAGACUAUGCUCACCUUAUAAAAAUAGCGUCGUGCACAAACAAACAAAAAAUAAUGUUGUUUCAAUACCCAGUUUUAAAUAUUUCACUUCACUCAGAUCGUUAUUGCUUUUCUAACAGACAUGAACUUCACAACAUUCCAUUUUUCUUCUCCAUAAGCACCAAACUUUGUGUCUUGUCAAACGAAAAAAUAAUGAUCCACUCAAAGUGUUAUUAAACAGACCGAUAUUCUUGACGAACAGAAUCCUCAACCCGGUUUUCUAUUUCCAGAUGGCACCAUUUCACUUAUUUUGGUCAUUCUCUUCGGAAAUUCUUCAUAUAAAUUUCCUUAAACAUUUCAAUCAUGAGUUGCUUCAAAAGAGAGUCAACAGCUGGCCGAGCCGAUAAUGUCGAAACUAUCAGCCGAAUAUCCAAUGAUUCGUAACUGUCAGCGAAGCUGACAGUGUCACUUACCUGUAAAUAUGUAUCACACAUCUGUAAAUACGUACCAUGGCUUGGUAAAAAGAUAUAGUACUAUAUAAAUCAACGAGUGUUUUGUUCUCGGCUUAACUCUACGAAUGUGUCUGAGGAAGGUAACGACAAAGCUCAUCAAUUCUGGUCAUUGCACCAGACUCUUUUACUUGUCUGGAAUCUAGUUCUGAGUACAGAUUAUGCGUAACCCAUUACAGACAACAUACAUCAGGUGGAUAACUUACUCAACGACAACGAAUAUCUCAUUUAACAGAGAAAAAAAUGUGGUUAUUGCCGUAUAACAAACGCUGCUCGUUUUCGAUUCUCAUUCAAUGUUAAAAACUCUUUUUCCUUACGACGCUUAUGAAAUUGUGAAAAGAACGCUGCAAAUUCCCAUUUAUUUUCCAACAAAUCUGAGUUCUUGGUAUCUAGAUAAAGGAGAACCAAUAUUUUUUCUCUUUUCUUUUUCUUUUCUCUCGUUGAAUGAAUACUAAGAAAUAUGAUUAAAUGUCUAUACUCGAUUGAAGCCAAUUCAUUUCAUUUAGGUUGGUAAUGCUCUGGAGAAAAACGUAAACGUCACAGAAUCACCCACCACGAUCAUUUUUUUAUAAAUAUGCAGUCAGGUUUUUAUGCAAGAAAACACUGUUGUUUUUGAUGCUUGUUUUCUUUUUAACCUCUACGUUGUGGGAUUGCUUGGGGAAUCGUUAAGCAUUUAAACAAACUACUUCUUUCCUAAAAUACCGAGAACAAAACUAAAUGAUAUUAAAAAAUAUUGAGAAAAGGCAAAUAGUACAUCAUGA